AUGGCUGAUAUCACAGUAGACGCAAGGAGUUUUAGUUGGGCAGUGGACAGUGCCAUAGCGAGUGAGAGUGCGUCAGAUAUGGGAGAAUCUCGUGUCCGCAGUUUUGCUUCGGUAGUGGACAGUGCCAUAAGGAGUAGCAGUGCUACUGAAGCGGAUUUUGAAACAUCCCCUAUCAGUUGUUUUGCUUUUGCUUCUGCGGUGACCCAAAGAAUUGUUGCUGCACGACUAUCACAAGCAGUGUCGGAUGGGAUAGGAUAUGUUCAUACACGAUUAUUCACCCUAGCUGAGCUUAAAGCGGCCACCAACAAUUUCUCACUUCACAACAAGAUUUUUGGUGCUGGAAGCAUUAGUGUUGUGCACAAAGGUAAACUCUUUGAUGGUCGUGAGGUGGCUAUCAAAAGGGCUGAAACCAGUUCUAAGAUGAAGGAGUUUCAAGAGUUAUUUGGCUAUUUAUCCCUUUUGCCCUGCCUACAGCAUAAUCACUUGGUUGGGCUAGUUGGGUUCUGUAAAGAGAAAGAUAAAAGGUUCUUGGUGUAUGAGUACAUGAAGAAUGGGGCGUUAUAUGAUCAUUUGCAUGACAAAAACAAUGUGGACAAGGAGAGCAGUGUAUUGAAUUCUUGGAGAAUGAGGAUCAAGAUUGCUUUGGAUGCUUCCCGGGGAAUCGAACACCUUCAUAAAUAUGUAGUUCCAACUAUUAUUCACAGGGAUAUCAAGUCUUCUAACAUUCUUCUUGAUGCUAAUUGGACGGCAAGAGUAUCUGGUUAUGAAUCGUCGUGUUUCAUGAGUCCAGAAGCUGAGUAUGUUUACACGGGUAUGUUUACCGCAAAGAGUGAUGUGUACGGGCUUGGAGUUGUGCUGCUUGAACUUUUAACAGGAAAGAAAACUACAUUCAAGUAUGGGACAUAUAGGUGCACACGUAUGGUGAACACUGCACGACAUGUUAUUUUGGAUGGGAAAAUGGUGAACAUUUUGGAUCCAAGGGUUGGAGCACCCCAUGGAAAUGAAGAAGCAGAGGCACUGGAAUUAGUGGCUCAUACAGCGGUCAAUUGUGUAAAUUUGAACAGAAAAGAUAGGCCAACUAUGACAGAGGUAGUGGCCAAUUUGGAGACAGCUUUAUCACUUGCCAAUGAUAACAGAAAAACAGACCAUUUGCACUAUUUAUGACAAUUUAAUUUUACACAAUGUAUAUACACAUGCCAUCACUCAUUACAGUAUCAUGACGCUGAAUACUAACAUUUUUUGACAAUUUUUUUCCAGUGAAAGUUGGGGAUCCCUAGCAUUGCAUUAGUUAUUAACAUAGUUAUCAAACUCGCGAGUUAACUCGUUAACUCGGACGAGUUUACGUUCCUAGUCAUGGCUUCCGAGUCAACUCGGAAGCAAACUCGUUUUCCAACUAGAAUCGAUGGAAUCGGAUGUGAAAUCGGUGGAAUGUUUCGAACUCGCGAGUUUGUAGUGGUUUGGCGAGUUCGAAAGAAGAAAAAUAUGAAGCCAAAUCAAAGUACGUUUGGAGGGGAAAAAUCACCUGGUUAGGGCUCCAAUCUUUUAAUAUUAAGCCCCUUCUUCUUCGUUCUCCUGAGCGACAUCAUCCUCUCGCCAUCGCGUCACUCUCUCUGGCCAUCGCACUCGCCGUCGACCAUCGUCUCGUAGCUGUCACUGGUCGUGUCGCCUUCGCGUCACUCUCUGUGCAGAGCUCCCAAAUGGAGCCAUCGGCGCUGGUGGCACCACCUACGCCCUUCUGCUGGAUCGCGUGAGCUUCUUCUCCUUUCCAGAAAGGUCUGUCGCACCAGUGAAGCUGUGUUUCCCUCCCAACAAAGGAAGUGAGGAGGUGCGGGGUGGCGCAGAAAAUGGUGAUUAAAGAUAGGGUUUUCUUUUUUAACUUUGGGAUAGAAUGGGUAUUAAAAAUUAGGGAGGUGCAAAAGAAAUAAAUGGGGUGCAGGAAGGGGCAGCCCCUCUCAAUGCACACUCUCCCCUCUCCACACUGCACAAUGUUGAUUAUUAUGUGUUUAUUUUUUAAUUUUGUAGUGAAAAAUUAAAAUUAGACCAUUAUGUCUCGAUCAAAUUUAACAGCGACACCUUGCACAAGCUGUACUUUGUCUGUAUUGAAGGUCGUCGCUGACUUCCACGUUGACGUAUGGCAGAAGUUUGGCGCAAGCAAGGAAUGACAGCAAAUUAAUGGUUAUUGAUUACCCAGAAGAGACGGUGUGUAAGAAAGAUAGCUAGGAGAGGGUCUCUUUCAUUGGGCUAGGAAAACGGUUUAAAGUUUCACUUUCUCAAUCUGUAGUAGAGAUGUAGCUGCACCUCCAUGUUUUACUUGGGCAGUAAACAGUGCUUUUUAAAAGUAUUGGAGUAUACUUGGGAGCAUUCAAUGUCAGUGACUUUUCUUCCCAAGUCAAUAAUGCCAUGAGAGAAGUUUCGGAGAAGAUUCAAGCAUUCCUUCAUGGAAUGUGAAAAUUAUAAUAUCUAUUAUUCUAUCUAAGUUAUACCAAAUAAUCAAAUAGUAGAUAACACGUAUCAGUGUGUAUGUAUUAAUGG
Molecule: messenger RNA, 2532 nt
Organism: Vigna angularis (adzuki bean)
Lineage: Eukaryota; Viridiplantae; Streptophyta; Magnoliopsida; Fabales; Fabaceae
Product: putative serine/threonine-protein kinase-like protein CCR3
Exons: 1
Coding region: 1-1164 (387 amino acids)
Biological process (GO): protein phosphorylation
Molecular function (GO): protein serine/threonine kinase activity; ATP binding
Source: RefSeq, a predicted model, not a curated record